Messenger RNA from Adineta steineri, 453 nucleotides. The record is from the annotation of a GenBank genome assembly. Lineage: Eukaryota; Metazoa; Rotifera; Eurotatoria; Adinetida; Adinetidae.
AUGUUGGUGAUUAAAUUUUAUUUAUUUAUUUAUUUAUUUUUUAUUUUAUUAUCUUCAAAAUUAUAUACUGUCAAUUCAAUUCAAUGUUGUGUAGGCUCAGAUAAUACAUGUUCAAUGACACCUGUUGAUUGUCCUUCGAAUGUUUGUUUCAAACUAGUAAUUAGUAAAGCAUCAGAAGAACGUGGAUGUAUGAAUGAUCUUAUUGCUUUAGUCAAUGUACCAAAUAUCGGUCCUAAUCCAUUAAAUGAUGAUAGUGGAUCAUCGAAUGAUCAAUGUCAACAAUCAGAUACACAAGGAACUGGAAUGUCUUUAUAUUUUAUUAAGAUUUAUAUACUAAUCGAAAAUCAUUUUUACGAUACUCCAUUAACUCUAUUGAAAGAUAUUUCUGGUUGGUUACAACCAAAUGUUGCUACAAAAAAAUAUUAUCUCUAUAAUGGCAUAAUGUAUCAAUAA